Molecule: messenger RNA, 639 nt
Organism: Guyanagaster necrorhizus
Lineage: Eukaryota; Fungi; Basidiomycota; Agaricomycetes; Agaricales; Physalacriaceae
Exons: 1
Coding region: 193-528 (111 amino acids)
Molecular function (GO): oxidoreductase activity, acting on paired donors, with incorporation or reduction of molecular oxygen; iron ion binding; monooxygenase activity
Source: RefSeq, a predicted model, not a curated record
CUUAUUUCUAAUCCCAAGGUAGGAGAAGCCUUCAGUCAUAUUUAUCGCACUAGACUAGGCUUUGCAAUACAUUUAUCAAAGUAUAGGUACAAAGUGGCGCAAACCAGAGAUUCGCCGCGAAUUUGGCCGCAUUUACUUGGGAAGAGGGAUAGCAUGGGCUCAAGGUGAGUGUUCACUUGUAUUGUUGGACUGAUGUAUAUAGACGACGACCAUAAGAGACACAGGAAGCUUCUCACGCCAGCGUUUGGCAAUCUUGAAAGUCGGGGAAUGAUACCCGCCUUCCUGGAAAGUGCGAACGUGUGCGUGCCAUUCGUGGAAGGGCUUACCGCAACUCAACAGUAUAUCCAGCUUUGUGAAAAGUGGCGAGGAAUGAUUGCCAACUCAGAAGAAGUGACUGCGAUUGAAGUUACUGAUGGUAUUUCUCGCGCAACACUUGACACCAUUGGAGACGGUGGGUCUCUUCCUCUAUACAAGCCAUCCCUGUGUCUAAAAUAUGCCUUUGGUCAGUUGGGUUUAAAUGUCGAGUAAGAGCUUCGAGGCCUCUCAUCGAGCUGCAUUAACUAAGAUAGUUUGGUGCGCUCGAUAACGAAAGGAACCCGCUGGCUCAAGCAUAUAAAAAUCUUCUGUACGUCUGCCGCU